AUGGCGACGAGGACCGCUGCUCAGACGACAGCGCACACACACACACUCGACACGGCGCUCGCUCAAGCGACACUCGACAACGACGACCGCGAGGAGGGCGAGAUUGACGACGAGGGCGACGAGGAGAGAGCAGGAGCGGAGGGCGCACACGCCGCGCAGACUGUGACUGUGGCAGACACAGGGCCAGGGAGACCACCCACGGCCACUCCGGCGCUGUCGACGAGCGCCCUGCUGGCCGUCAAGGACCAGUCGAAGCAGAUCAUCGCAGAGCUCUUGACCUACGGUGUCUCGCCAGAGUACCUCCUCUCGGUCGGCGUCUCGCGCGACAUCCUCGAGAUCAGCUUUCACGAGUUGAACCUCGACCUGGCCGUCCCGACCGUGGCGCCUCAAGCGUUCCCCUACUUCCCUCCGCUCGCGACCUCGCUCUCGGCCCAUGCCACGCCUUUCACGCCCCGCUCUCCCCUCUCCCCCGGACGCACCGCCUCACCGCCGCCUGUAAACCCCGAACUAGCCGCGCUCGAAGCGCAGAAGCGCCAACAGCUUCUCGCCCGCAAAGCCGCCCUCCUCGCGCGCAAACAGCAGCAGGCGCUCGAGUCAGACGUCGACGCCCUCUUCGCCGCCGCUCCCUCGCCUGCAACUUCCUCGGCCUCGGCCGUGACGAAAGAGACGAGGUCGGCCCGGCGGAACCGCAAGAAGCGCAAGCUCAUGGCUGCGCAAGCGGUGCACGACCUGCGCGAGUCGGUCGACCACACGGAAGAGACGGUCGACGUUCCCUCUCCCGGCCCGUUCGUCGUCGCGGCCAACGCCGAAGCAGGUCCCAGCUCGCGAUACAACUCGGUCGCGAGGUCGUCCGCCCAGCCGACCAGCACCUUCGUCCCGACCUCCGUUGCAGGUCGACCAAAGGCGACGGACCUCGAGGGCGAGCCAGCGCACGCCAUGAGCUCUGCGAGCUUGACCAAGGGCCACGCUGCGCCUGCCUACAUCGCCAGCGCGUCGACGAGGAUGAUCAUCGAGCUCUCGGACGACGAGUCGGAGGAGGAGGAGGAGCAGGCGGGCGAUGGGGCGGACGAGGAGAUGCGCGACUCGACUCCUUCGACGUCCAAUAGCAACCUCCCUUCGCCUUCGCUUGCACCGUCUCAGCCUUCAAGGCGGUCUUCGCGACCACCCGGCGGCGAAGCGGACCAGGCAGCGGCAGCGGCAGCAGCAGCAGAGGCAGCGGCGCGCGCAGCCAAAGCCGAGCUCGACGAGCGCGAGCGCAAGCACCGGCUCGAGGCGAAGGAGCGCGAGAUCCGGCGCAUGAUGGAGCGCAUCGCCGAGAUGGAGCGAAGGAAGAAGGAGGCCCGGUCGAAGAAGGGCGAGUCGGCGUCGCCUGCACCGCAGCAGACUCCGCCUGUCGCUGCGAACGGUCAUGCCGAACAGGCGACUGUCGAUGCUCAGCCAAACGACGUCCAAAGUGUCGAAUCGUCCAUCACAACCGCUGCCGCUCGUGCGACACCCACACCUGCACCGGUCUCGGAGCUCUUCCGCCCCUAUCAGUCCUCCCUCUCCCGCUACCCGCUCUGUCGCGCAUCGGCUGCGUCUGACAGCGCCUCGAUACGAUCGACCUCUCUCGCGCCAGCAGCUGACGUUCCAGCACCCGCUCCCGCCGAGUCAGGUAAGGCAGGAAUCGCUUCCUGGGUUGCUCGCAAGCGCGGGGUCGAUACGUCUCGGAGACUGUGCAAGGCCGAGGCUGGAGGUGGGAGGUGUCACGAUACCAAGUGCAAGUCGCUGCACAUCUCGUCUUUCGUUCCGACUGCGGAGGAAGUGGCGGAGUACGAAGCGCUCGAGCGCGCCGUCGUCCCAACUUCCGCCAACGACGCCUCGCAAUGA
Molecule: messenger RNA, 1869 nt
Organism: Rhodotorula toruloides NP11
Lineage: Eukaryota; Fungi; Basidiomycota; Microbotryomycetes; Sporidiobolales; Sporidiobolaceae
Exons: 5
Coding region: 1-1869 (622 amino acids)
Source: RefSeq, a predicted model, not a curated record